AUGGAGGCGGCCGGGACCUGGACGGGGCCGCUGGUGCUGCGGCUGUUCUUGGUGCUGAAGCUGGCGCUGCCCCGGACCCGAGGCCACCUGCCCCCGGGCCCGCCGCUGCCGCUGCUGGGGAACCUCCUGCAGCUCCGGCCCGGGGCGCUGUACUCGGGGCUCUUGCGGCUGAGUAAGAAGUACGGACCCGUGUUCACCGUGUACCUGGGAUCCUGGCGGCACGUGCUGGGCCCGGUCGGGCACGAGGCUGUGCGGGAGGCCCUGGGAGGUCAGGCUGAGGAGUUCAGUGGGCGGGGGAUGUUGGCGACGCUGGACCGGACCUUUGACGGCCACAGGGUUUUCUUCUCCGACGGGGAACGGUGGCAGCAGCUGCGGAGAUUCACCCUGCUGGCCCUGAGGGACCUGGGCAUGGAGAAGGGAGAAGGCAAGGAGCUGAUGCAAGCAGAGGCUCAGAGUCUGGUGGAGACAUUCCGGGGGACAGAAGGUCAGCCCCUUUGACCCUCCCUGCUGCUGGCUCAGGCCACCUCCAACAUCAUCUGCUCCCUCACCUUCGGCCUCCGCUUCCCCUACGAGGAUGAGGAGUUCCAGGCCGUGGCCCGGGCAGCUGGUGGCGGCACCGUGCUAGGGGUCAGCUCCCCCUGGGGCCAGACCUAUGAGAUGUUCUCCUGGCUCCUGAAGCCCUUGGACCCCCAAACAGAGCUCCUGGGCCACUUGAGCAUCCUGGCCACCUUCGCCGUCCAGCAGGUGCAGUGACACAAGGAGAUCCUGGACACCUCAGCCCCCCUGUGCGACAUUGUGGAUGCCUUCCUGCUGAAGAUGGCAAAGGAGGAGCAGGACCCAAGCACAGAACUGACUGACAAGAACUUGCUGAUGACAGUCAUUGAUCUGCUGUUCGCUGGGACGGUCACGGUCAGCACCACGGUCCGCUAAACCCUCUUGCUUCUGCUGAAGUAACUUCAGGUCCAAGAGCGUGUGCGGGAGGAGCUGACCCGGGAGCUGGGGGCCGGCCGCGCACCGGGCCCGGGGGACCGAGCCUACCUCCCCUACACCGACGCUGUUCUGCAGGAGGCGCAGCGGCUGCUGGCUCUGGUGCCCAUGGGAGUGCCCCGCGCCCUCUCGAGGACCACCUGCUUCCGAGGGGGCACCCUGCCCCAGGGCACUGAGGUCUUCCCCCUCCUCGGCUCUGUCCUGCGUGAUCCUGAGGUCUUCGAUCAGCCAGACGAAUUCAAUCCAGACUGAUUCCUAGAUGCGGACAGACGGUUCCAGAAGCAGGAGGCAUUCUUGCCCUUCUCCUUAGGUAAGCGUGUCUGCCUCGGAGAGGGCCUGGCUCAGGCAGAACUCUUCCUCCUUCUCACCACCAUCCUGCAGACCUUCUCCCUGGAGAGCCCCUGCCCGCCGGGGGCCCUGAGCAUCCAGCCAGCUGUCAGCGGCCUUUUCAGCAUCCCCCCAGCCUCCCAGCUGCAAGUCUGGCCCCACUAA
Molecule: messenger RNA, 1479 nt
Organism: Callorhinus ursinus (northern fur seal)
Lineage: Eukaryota; Metazoa; Chordata; Mammalia; Carnivora; Otariidae
Gene: CYP2S1
Product: cytochrome P450 family 2 subfamily S member 1
Biological process (GO): epoxygenase P450 pathway; xenobiotic metabolic process
Cellular component (GO): cytoplasm; intracellular membrane-bounded organelle
Molecular function (GO): arachidonate epoxygenase activity; iron ion binding; oxidoreductase activity, acting on paired donors, with incorporation or reduction of molecular oxygen, reduced flavin or flavoprotein as one donor, and incorporation of one atom of oxygen
Source: RefSeq, a predicted model, not a curated record